Messenger RNA from Botrytis porri, 438 nucleotides. RefSeq lists its product as uncharacterized. Gene Ontology annotation, biological process: transmembrane transport. The record is from RefSeq and is a predicted model, not a curated record. NCBI's taxonomy places the organism in Eukaryota, Fungi, Ascomycota, Leotiomycetes, Helotiales, Sclerotiniaceae. The transcript has 2 exons. Gene Ontology annotation, molecular function: transmembrane transporter activity. The coding region runs from base 1 to 438 and encodes 145 amino acids.
AUGGAUGACAAUGCUCUGAAAUUGGAGUUUUCAGCCUCCGAUGAACCCAUUACCGAAUCUAAACCCAACGCGCAAGGAAAUGGUCUUAAUAUCCCCAAAUGGAGGCUCGUGUGUCUAUGUAUCAGUAUCGUAGCAACAGCUCUCUACACCAUCGGUGUAGAAUUCAAUUCUCUCAACUCCAUUUCAUGGAUAGCUCUCGCAUACACCCUAUCCUGCCUAGGUUGUACUGUGUUAUUCGCAAGAAUUGGUGAUAUUACCUGUCGAAAGAAUGCAUAUACUGCAGCAUUCAUCAUAUUCUCCGCCUUCUCAAUUGCGUGCGGAUUCGCGAAAACACUGAACCAACUUAUUGCAUUCAGAGCUUUGCAAGGCAUAGGUGGCUCGGGUCUGUAUUCUUUGACCAUGGUUAUCUUCCCUGAAAUCAGUCCCCUGGGAAUGUGA